Messenger RNA from Camellia sinensis, 1701 nucleotides. NCBI's taxonomy places the organism in Eukaryota, Viridiplantae, Streptophyta, Magnoliopsida, Ericales, Theaceae. The record is from RefSeq and is a predicted model, not a curated record.
AUGGGGAAGCAGUUAACCCGGAUUGAAGAAACAGUUGUUCAUUUAAAAGAACAUUGUCAAAUUCAACCAAUAAAGCAACCGGAAAUCCAGCCGGCCCUACUCAAACCUAAUCCCACGGUUACCAAUUUUAAUUUGGAACCAAAAAAAGAUAAUACCGAAUUCAUGAACACGUUGAUAGAUAAGAUUAAAAAUCUUAAUCUUUCUACUUCCGGCCCAUCUCAGGUCAAUAUGUUAUCCAAAGAUCAUAUAACCAAGGAAGAGCCUUUUCCCGAAUUGACUAUUCAACAAAUAGCCGAAAUUCAAGCUAAUUUCCAGGAUGAUCAACCUAGUGAAGUCAAUAGGGUCAUGUACGACACCAAAAUUGAUCGACACUCUUACCUAGCUCCAAGUAGGUAUUAUUAUUCCAGACCUACACCCGUUGAUAUUUUGUAUGAAGAAAAUUUCUUACAAAAUCAUAAACAUUAUCAAAGUCGUACCAUUUAUGAAUGGAACAUAGAUGGUUUAACUGACUAUCAAAUAUAUGAAACCUUACAGCACAUGAUGAUGUUUGCCACUGUUUGCAAACAAAAUGAAAAUACCGACCAUCAAGUUGUGAGAUUUAUUGUCAGUGGUUUUACUGGUAUCCUUAAAGGAUGGUGGGAUAAUAUUCUCACGACGGCUCAAAACGAUGAGAUCCUAACUUCAACCCGAAUUCGUUUAGAUCCUGCCACUAGAGCUGAAGUUACAGAACAAGAUGCUGUUUACACCCUGGUAAACACCAUAAUCCAGCAUUUUAUUGGUAAUGUUACCGGUCUUGAAGAUCGUACCCAGGAACUUCUUCAGAAAUUAAGAUGUCCAUCUUUAUCUCAUUUCAGAUGGUAUAAAGAUGUUUUCAUGACGAAAGUUCAUCGGCGUACAUAUGCUAGUUCUGAACACUGGAAGGCCAAAUUCAUCGAUGGCUUACCUACUCUUUUUGCUGAAAGAGUUAGAAAGAAAUUACGUGACCGACAUGAUAGGAUGUCUAUACCUUAUUAUAGAUAUACCUAUGGUCAGCUAAUUGCUAUAAUUACCGAUGAAGGACUUGCUCUAUGUAAUAAGCUCAAACUUCAGCAGCAAAUGAAACAGCAACAUCUAACUAGCCGAAAAGAAAUAGGUGAGUUCUGUGAACAAUUCUCCUAUGGAGAUAAUUUACAAUAUCCCAAAUCCAGCAAACAUAAAAAAAUGGCAAAUCCCAAAUCUUAUCCUAAAAAAUCCAGAAAAGGUAAGUAUGCUAAGCCACAGGCUCAGCAAGCUACACCUAAUAGGAAGCAAUCAAAACCUUACAGAAAGAAAUCAUCCAAAUCCAUCAUUAAAUGUUAUAAGUGUGGACAGACAGGACAUUAUGCCAACCGCUGCAAAUCCAAAAUACAACAUAAGCUUAAUGAACUAUCUGUAGAUGAUAAUUUGAAGCAACAAAUCCUUCAAAUGCUUUCAGAUUCAAACAUUUCUUCUGAUAAUGAAGACGAAAUUAAUGCUUUAUAUUCAGACACUUCAGAUACAUCAGAAGAUAAUCCCGAAAUUUGCGGUUGCAAAUCUAAUAUUAAUCAAAUUACAGAUGAAGUCAACUAUUGGAAAGCAAUAGUUGAAAUGAAUGGACUUGAUAUUGGAGGACCCAGUAUCAAUGUUCUGACAGAAGAUGAACACAAAAUAAUUAAUUUUGCUGAUCAUAUUUCUAAUCCAUAA